This is a messenger RNA of Fraxinus pennsylvanica, 708 nucleotides long. Lineage: Eukaryota; Viridiplantae; Streptophyta; Magnoliopsida; Lamiales; Oleaceae. The record is from the annotation of a GenBank genome assembly.
AUGUGGAUUUCGUUCGCAAGCUUCUUAACACCAACUUUUCUUCUCUUCUGCGUAUUGAAUCUCACCAUUGUUACCAUUUUCAUCACUUCAGCCCUAAAAAAACUCCAAAAACUCAGUGAUGACCAGGACAACUCGCCACUGCAACUCAUCCGAGUUCCAUCACUUUUAAAACGAGUCAAGCCGAUCAACCUCUUUGUCUACCGCUCCGAACAGCACGAGCCGUCUGACUCCGACGCCCAUCACACCACUGCCCCACCCCCACCUCAACCUCAACCUCAAUCUCAACCUCAAGAACAAACACAUAAGCAAAAAUCUGAACCUCAACCUCAACCUCAACAUCAACCUCAAGAACAAACACAUAAGCAAGAAUCUGAACCUCAACCUCAAACUCAAACUCAACCUCAAGAACAAACACAUAAGCAAAAAUCUGAAUGGGUGGAAGAGAGUCAUGUGACUAGGAGCACGUCUGACACGAGCGUUCAAGCUCCGACGAAAAAAGUGUUGAAGAAGUCGGCGAGUGAGAAGGUGUAUGUGGCUGAUCCGGAGAAAGAGGAAGAGGUGGAUCAGCGGCGACCGGCGACGGUAAAGGAAACCGCGCCUACUAACUGGGCGGGGGAUGAGGCUGUGGAUGCAAAAGCUGAUGAUUUCAUUGACAGGUUUCGGAAACAGUUGAAAUUACAGAGAUUGGUACAGCGAAAUGGUCAAUAG